This is a messenger RNA of Portunus trituberculatus (swimming crab), 581 nucleotides long. RefSeq names its product dentin sialophosphoprotein-like. The transcript has 5 exons. The record is from RefSeq and is a predicted model, not a curated record. The coding region runs from base 63 to 338 and encodes 91 amino acids. Lineage: Eukaryota; Metazoa; Arthropoda; Malacostraca; Decapoda; Portunidae.
CUCAUCCCUGCAGCAUACACCACAGCAGCCUGUAGCACAGUUCACAGCACCACGCCGCUGCCAUGAGAGUGUCUGUUGCCCUGAUGUUGGUGGGAGUCGUGCUGAUGGCCAGCCUGCUCACAGUCGGCGAAGCCAAAAAAAAUAAAAAGAAGAAUAACCUCCAACAGCGUGACGAUGACAGUGAUGAUACGGCGAGUAGUGAUAGCAGUAUUAGUGUCUCUUCAGAUGAUGAUUCUUCUUCAAGAUCGAAAAGGAGCGUGGAGUCUUCCGGUGAGGACCCCAGUGACAGUAGCAACUCCUCCGAAAAAUACAUUAGUGAGGAGGAGCCUGACCAAUGAUACCAACGAACCCAAACUCGGAAGUCCCUCGCUGCGAUUGUGAUUCGGAUUAUGAAGACACAUCUCACCCUCUCCUUAACGCUCACUCCUUCAAGAUGAUGACCUAUAUAUAAUUAUCCCGAUAUAUUUAGCUUCUUAAGGAUUGGAAGUUCAUCAUGUAGUAGAAGUAAAAAAUUCUUGUAUUAGAAGGCUUUUGUUGUUCAGAAAUUUGCACUACUCUAAAUUCAGCAAAAUUUUCAUCUA